This is a messenger RNA of Acanthamoeba castellanii str. Neff, 1314 nucleotides long. Its product is annotated as RasGEF domain containing protein. Gene Ontology annotation, cellular component: plasma membrane. Gene Ontology annotation, biological process: positive regulation of GTPase activity; Ras protein signal transduction. NCBI's taxonomy places the organism in Eukaryota, Discosea, Longamoebia, Acanthamoebidae. The record is from RefSeq and is a predicted model, not a curated record. The coding region runs from base 1 to 1314 and encodes 437 amino acids. Gene Ontology annotation, molecular function: guanyl-nucleotide exchange factor activity. The transcript has 7 exons.
AUGAUCACAGCGCGCGAGUUCCUGGACCAGGCCUGGCAGCGCGAGGACAAGAUCCUGUUGUCGCCCAACCUGACCAGGAUCAUCGAACGAUUCAACCAGGUGAGCUACUGGGUGGCGACGUGCAUCCUCACGCAGUCCAGCAUCGAGAAGCAGGCGCUCAUCAUUAGCAAGUUCAUUCGGCUGGCGCUGGACUUGUUCAAGCUUCACAACUACAACGGUGUUGCCGAAAUCACAUCAGCGCUCCACAAUAGCGCCGUACAGCGUUUGAGGCAGACGUGGCUAUUGAUGCCGGAGCGACACCUGAAGAAACUACAGAAACUGGAACAAAUCAUGCAGCCCCAGCAGAACUUCUGGACAGAAUGCUUCGAUAAGGUGCAGGGACCAAAGAUUCCGUACCUGGCUGUCUCGCUGCGCGAUAUCACAUUCAUCAAUAUUGGCAACAAUAACUACAACGAAGACGGGUCGAUCAACGUCGACCGGUUGGCCAUGCUGCAUCAGCAGGUGCAGAACAUCCGAAGACUUCAGGAAACUGCGCAACAGACGGAGGUCAAGGAGCUCGACAGACUCACCGACCCAGAGCUCAUCGAAUACUGUCACAGUCCUCCGUUCAUUGAUAAUGACGAAGUGUUGCACGAGCUGGCGGCGCGCUUCAUGUCGAGGACCAAGGACGUCAACAGCAACGUGGACUCGAUACUCAACAACUCCAACAUUCUCAGCCUCUUCCACAUCUCUGACUCGUCCGACUCGUCGCUGUCGCUCACCGUGUCGGUGAGGGACCGGGGCCGCGGCGAGGGCGACGACUCGUGGUCGGUGCUCACGUCGGAGACCGAGACCGAGACCGAGAGCAUACUGGAGGAGGACCAGGACGACGUCUUUGACGACGAACAAGACGACGCCGACGCCGCUGCGAAGAAGGCGGUGACGACGAAGAAGAAUUCGAAGAGCAAGAACAAGGAGCGCUCGAAGCACAACAACAAGGGCGAGGCGGAUAAUGAGGUGGACGACGAUGAUGACGAUGAUGAGGUGGACGGCGAUGACAGCACCGCCGAGAAGGUGAAGAAGGUGAAAAAGAAGAAGAAGAAGACGCGCAUGCGCGUGGCGGGCGACGAGGGCGGCGACGAGAGCGCGAGCAGCAGCCAGGACCUCCUGCUCGACCACAAGGCCAAGCUCGCGAAGAAGAAGAAAAAGAAGCGGCUCAGCGCCUCGCCCUCCAGCUCGUCCGCGCUGUCCCAGCCGCCGCCGCAGCCGCAACAGCAGCCCAAGGAGGAGAGCUCGUCUGACGCCGGGGCCGAAGCCAAGGAGACGGCCAACUGA